Molecule: messenger RNA, 1055 nt
Organism: Pipistrellus kuhlii (Kuhl's pipistrelle)
Lineage: Eukaryota; Metazoa; Chordata; Mammalia; Chiroptera; Vespertilionidae
Gene: KLK9
Product: kallikrein related peptidase 9
Exons: 5
Coding region: 141-965 (274 amino acids)
Biological process (GO): proteolysis
Molecular function (GO): serine-type endopeptidase activity
Source: RefSeq, a predicted model, not a curated record
GUCAGCUCUUUCUAACAGGGGAUCCCCCUGCCCAGCCUCCUUCUCAAGGCAUUCAGUCCAGGCCCCAGGGCUUCCUCCUCCCCCAGCCACAUUUCCCAACCCCAAUUAAUCACAGGGUGGCCCCAGGGAGGAGGAAGGCGAUGACAUGGCUAACCAUAAAGAAGCAGGGACAGCAGAGCCAGACGCCAGGACCCAGGCACCCAGAGGUCAUGAAGCUGGGGUUUGUCUGUGCUCUGCUUUCUCUGCUGGCAGGAAACAGCUGGGCAGACACCAGAGCCAUUGGGGCUCAGGAAUGCCACCCCAACUCGCAGCCCUGGCAGGCAGGCCUCUUCUUCUUCACCCACCUCUUCUGCGGGGCGACCCUCAUCAGUGACCGCUGGCUGCUCACAGCUGCCCACUGCUACAAGCCGUAUCUGUGGGUCCGCCUCGGGGAGCACCACCUCUGGAAAUGGGAGGGCUCAGAGCAGCUGUUCCGUGUCACGGACUUCUUCCCCCACCCCGGGUUCAACCAGGACCUUCGAGCCCAAGACCACAAUAACGACAUCAUGCUGAUCCGCCUGCCCAGGAAGGCACGCCUGGGACCUACUGUGCAGCCCCUCAACAUCAGCCAGACCUGCGUCUCCCCGGGCACCCAGUGCCUCAUCUCAGGCUGGGGGGCCGUGUCCAGCCCCAUAGUGGAGUACCCACUCACACUGCAGUGUGCCAACAUCAGCAUCCUGGAGCCCAGACUCUGCCGGCGGGCAUACCCUGGCCAAAUCUCCAAGCGUAUGCUCUGUGCCGGCCUGUGGGAGGGGGGCCGUGGCUCCUGCCAGGGCGACUCUGGGGGCCCACUGGUUUGCCACGGGACUCUGGCUGGUGUGGUGUCUGGGGGCUCGGAGCCCUGCUCCCGACCCCGGCGCCCCGCCGUCUACAGUAGCGUUUGCCACUAUGUGAAGUGGAUCAGAAAGACGAUGGAGAAAUACUGAGCCCUUGCGCCUAGGAUGACCAGAGGCGGAGGGGGGUGCAGGAUAACGGGGUCCAGCCUCAAGGGUCUCCACCACCGGUGCCCUCCCUCA